Messenger RNA from Brassica napus (rape), 1749 nucleotides. RefSeq lists its product as uncharacterized. The transcript has a single exon. The record is from RefSeq and is a predicted model, not a curated record. The coding region runs from base 1 to 1749 and encodes 582 amino acids. NCBI's taxonomy places the organism in Eukaryota, Viridiplantae, Streptophyta, Magnoliopsida, Brassicales, Brassicaceae.
AUGUUAGGCUACAAUGGAACGGUUAAUGGGUUCUUUAAAGGGAAGCGUGGGCUUAGACAAGGUGACCCUCUAUCACCUUACCUGUUUGUGAUUGCAAUGAAUGUAUUAUCCCACAUGUUGAACAGAGCAGCGGCACAAAGCAGGAUAAAGCUUCACUCCAACUGUCACUCAAUGAAACUGACUCAUCUUUCCUUUGAUGAUGAUCUAUUAAUCUUUAUUGAUGGUUCAAUUGAGUCGGUGCAACAGGUUCUGCAAGUUCUAAAGGAAUUUGAAAUGAGAUCGGGAUUAGCAGUUAGUAUGCAGAAAACAAGUUUUUUUGCAUCAGGCCUUACCAGUGAAGAAGUGGAGACUAUUCAGGCCUCUACAGGUAUGUCUCUUGGCCACCUCCCCUUCCGAUACUUGGGUGUUCCUCUCGACUCCAAGAAGAUCACUCUAGCAAACUGUGAACCUUUGAUCCAACAAGUGAAAGCUCGGUUCAAUAAUUGGUCUGUCAAAUCUCUCUCCUUUGCGGCGAGGUUACUACUCAUCAAGACUGUCAUCUCUGGCAUCACAAACUUCUGGUGCUCCACUUUCAUCCUCCCCAAAGCUUGCAUAGCGCGGAUCAAUUCUCUUUGCAGCAUCUUCCUGUGGAAAGGAAACCUUGAAGGUCAUAACUCGACGAGGGUCUCAUGGGAAACGGUCGUCCUCACAAAAAGGCAAGGAGGCUUGGGAGUAAAAGACCUCAACACUUGGAAUAAAGCUUGUUGUCUUCGACUAAUUUGGUUGCUGUUCUUCCGUCACGACUCGGUCUGGGCUUCAUGGUUCAAAGAAGUUAUCCUCAAAGGAUCGAUCAACAACUACUGGACCACUACUCCAAAACAGUCGUAUUCUUGGUUCACAAACAAACUCCUCAAGCUCAAAGAUACUGUCUUUCCAUUAAUAAAGCUCCGGCUUGAAAAUGGAAUUACAGCAAGGUUUUGGUUUGAUAACUGGACACCGUUCGGUUGCCUCUAUGAUCACUUGCGCGCCUUUCAAACUCGUCUGGGGAUUCCACUAAAUGCCACUGUCUCCUCCCUUUACUACGGUGGAGCAUGGCACCUCCCCUCAGCCAGAACUGAUCGCCAACUAGAACUCCUCUGCUACCUGACAACUGUCCAGCUCACAACAAAUGAAGACUAUUAUGAUUGGAUAAUAGAGGGUAGGACUUCAACAAAAUUCAGAACUGGAGAGAUAUACGCUUACCUCGCUGAAGACAGGCAGGAUGUUCAAUGGCACAGUGCCGUUUGGACCAAGCGAGGGAUCCCGCGUCAUAACUUUCACGCGUGGCUUGUGGUGUUAGAUAGGCUUCCAACGCGUGACAGACUUAUCAGAUGGGGUAUCCAAGUGGAUCACCAGUGCCUCCUCUGCAACUCCUACCCUGAAACGCGUGAUCACAUAUUCGGGAACUGCAACUUCUACCGACAACUUUGGAGCCUUGUUGCAAGGAGGAUUCCUAUCGCUCCUCGGGCAAAUUGGAUGCAGACACUAGAUCAGAUGAUCUCAUUAACUCAACCGACGUCCUCCAGGCUACUCACUCUCCUUGCUUGGCAGGCGACCCUCUACUGGAUCUGGAAUGAAAGGAACUCCCGGUUCCAUGCAAACCUCUUUCGACCAGUUGAUUCUCUGUUUAAGCAGAUUGAUGGCCAAGUAAGGAAUAAGAUUCAGAGCUUUAGAGAGUCAAGCCCUAUCCUAUCCUCUCAGAUGAUUCAGCAGUGGUUUACUCAUCAGUGA